UUAGAUUCAAACGGAGCGGGGCGCGGAAGCGAGUGCUCAGUUUGUGGGGUUGUCUGUGAAGAGGGCUGAGCAGGCUGCUGCUGCCGCCUUCGCCGCCUCUAGUUAUGGCGAACAAGCAGAUCUACUAUUCCGACAAGUACUUUGACGAGCAGUACGAGUACCGACAUGUGAUGCUGCCAAGAGAACUUUCAAAACAAGUGCCAAAAUCCCAUCUGAUGUCUGAAGAAGAGUGGAGACAACUUGGUAUUCAGCAAAGUUUUGGUUGGGUUCACUAUAUGAUCCACGAGCCAGAACCGCAUAUUCUUCUCUUCAGAAGACCUCUUCCAAAGAAUGAGCAGAAAUGAAUACCUGGUUAUCAAUCUUCUAAAUCUUCUGGAACUGUAUAUGAGUGUAUAUAUCUUGGUAGUAUUCAGUAAAUAUUUUGAAAUGUACAAAUCAUACAUCCAUAUCUGUACAUGAGCUGUAUUAUUCACAGCAACAAAGCUCAGUCAAAUGCAAUUCAAAGUAGGCUGCUAUGGUGUUUGAAGACUGUUGAAACUCUUCCUUCACUGUUAACAUUAGUGCUUACUUAAGUCUUCACUGAAUUUUCUUCUAUUAAAGCAGUGCAUGUUCUGA
This is a messenger RNA of Falco peregrinus (peregrine falcon), 615 nucleotides long. RefSeq names its product CDC28 protein kinase regulatory subunit 2 (gene CKS2). Bases 105 to 344 code for a protein of 79 amino acids. Gene Ontology annotation, biological process: regulation of mitotic cell cycle. The transcript has 3 exons. The record is from RefSeq and is a predicted model, not a curated record. Gene Ontology annotation, molecular function: histone binding; cyclin-dependent protein serine/threonine kinase activator activity; ubiquitin binding. Lineage: Eukaryota; Metazoa; Chordata; Aves; Falconiformes; Falconidae. Gene Ontology annotation, cellular component: SCF ubiquitin ligase complex; cyclin-dependent protein kinase holoenzyme complex.